Talaromyces rugulosus is the source of this 579-nucleotide messenger RNA. RefSeq lists its product as uncharacterized. Bases 1 to 579 code for a protein of 192 amino acids. The record is from RefSeq and is a predicted model, not a curated record. Gene Ontology annotation, molecular function: hydrolase activity. Lineage: Eukaryota; Fungi; Ascomycota; Eurotiomycetes; Eurotiales; Trichocomaceae. The transcript is spliced from 2 exons.
AUGGCCGUUGCAGGGAUCCAACGUCGUAUGGAUAUCCGAAUUGCUUCAUGCUCAAAGGACUUCAUGUGCGGAUGGCUCUACCCAUCUCAAAUAUUUACCUCAUCGAACCCGGGACCAGCCAUCGUUUUGGCCCACGGCCUGGGCGGCACGACGGAACUCAAGCUCGAUGUAUACGCGGAUAUUUUCAAUCAGAUGGGAUACACGUCUGUUGUCUUCGACUACCGUUGCACCGGAGGAUCAGAGGGCCUCCCAAGAGGGCUGAUUGACUGGCGUAAGCAGCAAGAGGACUGGAAAUCUGCAAUUAAAUAUACGCGACAACUAGAGAUCGUCGAUCCGAACCAAGUCGGCCUUUUUGGAACAUCGUUCAGCGGAGGGCAUGUUAUCGAGAUGGCUGCUACUGACAAGAAUGUCAAAGCAGUCAUCUCCCAGUGUCCCUUUACUUCUGGUUGGCAGAGUUCUCUUUGCACGGGGGUUGCGGCUGGCUUGAGGCUUGGUGGGCUUGGUCUGUUGGACACUCUCUUUGGCUCAGACGAAGCGCCAGUAACUGUAUCGCUGACUGGCAAACCGGGUGAGACGUGA